UCGAGCAUGUUUAACUACGUUUAUGUCUAUUUCUUUAAACCGAUGAUGCAACUUCCUUUUAAAGUCUCUUGUGAAAGUUCUAACUCAGCAGCUGCCGUAACAUAAAUGUUGGCGCUGGGAUCACAGUGUGUGUGUGUGUGUGUGUCACAGUCCGGCUUCACCCAGUCCCACCUCACCGCGCUCCCCCUCAUGGCCGAUGUUCUCUGCCCCCUCCAGCCCCUCCAGCGAAUCCUCCCCCGUCAGUCCUCCGCCACGACAGGCACGUGCACGAUACGCCUGCAAGGCUGAACAUGACUCUGAGCUGUCCUUUAUCGCAGGCACCAUAUUCGAGAAUGUUCAUCCCUCAAGAGAGCCAGGCUGGCUGGAGGGCACUUUGGAUGGGAAGAAGGGGUUAAUUCCGGAGAACUACGUGGAGUUUGUGUAGCUGGAAGUCAAUGAAAGCGGUGACACAGAGCCCGCUUUUGAAACAACUGAACUUCGACAGAAAAGCCGAGUUAGUAUGCCUGUGCGAUAGUACGUUUUUUUUUUUUGGGCCAUCCCCUACCUCGUCAUUGUUCCACGCAUCCCACAAUGCAUUGCCGCUGUUUAAGACAAAGUUCAACACAAGGUAAAAGGGAAAAAAAAUAAAUAAACCCCGGGACCAAGUUGCUGCUGCUGCGAUCUCGGCCACAAUCAAGAAAUUGUGUAUUUAGGGGCUCAUUAUGAAUUUAUUUGUAUUACUAUUACAGCUUUUUUUU
Sinocyclocheilus rhinocerous is the source of this 737-nucleotide messenger RNA. RefSeq names its product rho GTPase-activating protein 26-like. The record is from RefSeq and is a predicted model, not a curated record. The transcript is spliced from 3 exons. NCBI's taxonomy places the organism in Eukaryota, Metazoa, Chordata, Actinopteri, Cypriniformes, Cyprinidae. Bases 197 to 424 code for a protein of 75 amino acids. Gene Ontology annotation, molecular function: GTPase activator activity; protein binding.